Molecule: messenger RNA, 878 nt
Organism: Archocentrus centrarchus (flier cichlid)
Lineage: Eukaryota; Metazoa; Chordata; Actinopteri; Cichliformes; Cichlidae
Gene: cks2
Product: CDC28 protein kinase regulatory subunit 2
Exons: 3
Coding region: 150-380 (76 amino acids)
Molecular function (GO): cyclin-dependent protein serine/threonine kinase regulator activity
Source: RefSeq, a predicted model, not a curated record
ACCGUUGGGGUUUGAAUCUCCCCCAGAAAACAGCGGCAGAUGACAGCAGCUUGUUGCGCUUGUAGAGACUGCUAGCGAGCAUAUUUGGGUCACAUUAGCGCUGAUAACACCAUUCUGGAGCUGAGUUUCGUUGCUUCUGUCAACUGAAAAUGUCGAAAAAACAAAUCUUUUAUUCCGACAAGUACACCGAUGACGAGUUCGAGUACAGGCAUGUUGUGCUUCCAAAGCAACUGUCCAAACUGGUGCCCUCCUCCCACCUGAUGACAGAAGAAGAGUGGAGAGGACUCGGGGUGCAACAGAGCCAGGGCUGGAUUCACUACAUGAUCCACAAACCAGAGCCACACAUACUGCUUUUCAGAAGGCCUCUCCCAAAGGAUUAAAUGGGAGCCGUCUGCUAAAAGACCUGCUAUCUCCUCUGCUGAUAUGUAUUGUCUUACACAUAUCUCUAUAUGUGGUCUGAUGUAAUGUGUAGAAACCCUGUAGUUUUGUGUUUGUAUAUAUAUAUUUUUGUGUUUGUGCUUUCAAAUAUCCUCAGUUUUUAGAGGUUAUGAGAGACAAAUGGCUUGAUUCCACUGUGAAUAAUAACUUUAAACAAUUUGAAGGUGAAAGUUUGCCUGUCACUUGUACACUCUUAGCAUUUUUUUUUUUAAUAUCUUUAGAUGCAACUUUGUCAAGAUUGAUUUAUUAAUGCUCAUACGGCUAUUGGGUAUCAUUGUGCUCAAACCAAUGACUGGCCGGCAGUUUUCUGUUUGAACAUUUCUUGACACUUCCUUAAUUUUAUGUAUGUUAUGUGCAUAUAUUAUUUCUUGAUAUAAAACUUUCCACUCAGUUAUGAUUAUGACAAGUUCUUUGGUACUGAACAAAAUAAAAUAUUCUAA